GUAUAUAUGUGUAAGAGAAAGACAGAAAGAAAGAGAGAGAAGAGAGUGACAGAGCACUUAAAGUCUCCAGUCUUACUUGCUGUGUGGUUGAAGAAAGAAGCUCAGAGAUGAAGACUUUGGCCAUCCUGGUCCUCUGCUCCCUGGCUGUCAUCUGUCUGACUUCAGAUGCCUCCACUGGGUCGCAGCCUGCUGGUGACAACCCUGCUCAGGAGGGUUUGUUUGUGGAGAGAGAGGAGGCAUCCACAGUGGUGAGACAGAAGAGAGCUGCUGGAGAGUUAUCCCCAACCCAGCUGGAGAGCCUGAGAGAAGUCUGUGAGGCCAACCUGGCUUGUGAGCACAAGAUGGACAUAGAUGGAAUUAUUGCCGCCUACACCGCCUACUAUGGACCAAUCCCAUAUUAGACGCCACAUCGGGACAACUGAUUGCUCGCCAAAAUUGUCUUUUCUUUCAUUUGCCUUAUCACCUUUGAGCUUACCUUUGUCUUUGCUGUUAUGCAAAAAAGCAUGGAAAACAUCUUCCAAAGUGUGCCAGUGUGUAAAAGUAAGUUGUUACACAAGAGGAGAAAAGAGAGAUAUGGGGAUAAAGAUGUGAGCAGAUGUGUGAGCAGGAGGAAUAAUGUUGGCAUGUGAUUUAUUUUUCCACCCUGCAUAGACCCAGAGAAUUGCCUCUAAUUCUAUCAUUUCAGCCAGUCUGUAGAGUAGUUUGAUGAAAUUAAAUAAACAUAAAUAAAAGUG
Messenger RNA from Lates calcarifer (barramundi perch), 734 nucleotides. It is a transcript of the gene bglap, whose product is annotated as bone gamma-carboxyglutamate (gla) protein. The transcript has 4 exons. Gene Ontology annotation, cellular component: extracellular region. Gene Ontology annotation, molecular function: structural constituent of bone; hydroxyapatite binding; calcium ion binding. The record is from RefSeq and is a predicted model, not a curated record. Lineage: Eukaryota; Metazoa; Chordata; Actinopteri; Centropomidae. Gene Ontology annotation, biological process: regulation of cellular response to insulin stimulus; osteoblast differentiation; bone development. Bases 108 to 401 code for a protein of 97 amino acids.